Zophobas morio is the source of this 4466-nucleotide messenger RNA. Its product is annotated as zinc finger protein Xfin-like. Gene Ontology annotation, cellular component: nucleus. NCBI's taxonomy places the organism in Eukaryota, Metazoa, Arthropoda, Insecta, Coleoptera, Tenebrionidae. Gene Ontology annotation, molecular function: zinc ion binding; RNA polymerase II transcription regulatory region sequence-specific DNA binding; DNA-binding transcription factor activity, RNA polymerase II-specific. Gene Ontology annotation, biological process: regulation of transcription by RNA polymerase II. Bases 241 to 4134 code for a protein of 1297 amino acids. The transcript has 3 exons. The record is from RefSeq and is a predicted model, not a curated record.
CCACCUGUCACAUCAGAAUCUGCAAUGGCGUCGUUGUGUUUGUGAUUGAAUUUGAGAUUUUUGUGAAAGCGUGUGUUUCCGGAGUGUUCUAACUCGAAUCGUGACACAAAUCACGCAUGGAAACCUCCGUAGACCUUUGAGACGCGGCCCCCGUGACGGUGGGGAGGUUGUGCCGCCAUCCAGACCGCCACCAUUUCGGGGGUUGCUUUGGGGGCAUUUUCGCGUUCGAUAUGCGGAAAAAUGGAGACGAAACUGUGUCGAAUAUGCGGGAAACUUAGCCAAAACUACGUGGACAUAUUCAGGACCGAGGGCCUCAAGCACAGAAUAGAGACAUGCCUCCCCAUAAUCGUAACUCCCCAUUCCCUCCUCCCCGACACGAUCUGCGGGGACUGUUCCGACAGCAUUAGCAGCUUCUACGCCUUCAUCAAGAACUGCUUGCAGAACAUCAUCAUCCUCGAAGCACAGUAUGACAUAACCGAGUCGUGUUUGAAGUCGAAGCGCCGCUACGACAAGAGCUGCUGCACAGACUCGCUUUCCGAUAAACAAGAAAAAAAUACUCAAACCAUCAACUAUCUUGAUCUCCUCCUUAAAGAAAGUGAAGAAUUCCACUAUGACUUUCCUAAACCUAACCUCAUAAAGCUCGUCGACUAUGACAUCGAAUCUGACACAAACUCGGAGCCCGAGGAGCCUGUUCGUGCAGCCAGCUUGCUUGAUAGCCUCAUCACAACCAAAAACAACUUUGGACGUAAAUACUUUGAUGAUGCCGAAAACUACCUGAUCAGCGAAAUAACCCAAAGGAAGAACCGCAAACGGAAAAAUUCACAAGUGAUUGAGUCUAGUCUACCGAAAAUUUGUAAGAUUGAUAGGCGGAAGAACAAGCAGCCGAAGAAAUUCGAAUUGAAGGCGCCGGCGGUCGAGGUACCGAACUUCAGCUUCGCCGGACUGGAGGGGGAAAGUGGGACCAAUCAGAGGACGCCGCUGCUGACCAAGGACAUUGGGACUUUACCACAAGUGUGCUUAUUAUGUGAUGAUCAGUUUUCGGGGCCGUCCAUGUUGGCUAGUCACGUUUUUGAAACGCAUGGAAUUGAUAUGGCGCAUAUUGCGGCUUUGGCGGACGACGCCGCCAACGACAAAAAGAAAAAGUUACCCAAUUUACUCAAGAUUUCCGAUCUGAGGAAGAACGAUUCUUUAGAUGACAAUCAGCCCCAAAACGAGCAACAGAUCUCCGAGGAGCCCCCAACACUCCUCCCCAGUUUCGUGUGCCCUCUCUGUCCUGCCAUGUUCACCGCCCGUCCGGACCUCUUCACCCACCUCCGGAUCAAACAUGCCGAACAGUCGUCUCUCUUGUGUGGAAUGUGUCUGUACCAAGCCUCCACAUUAGUCAACCUCCAAAGUCACGUCGAACUCUGCGUCCAACAGCACCAGGCAGUUACCAAGUACAUCUGUCAGAUAUGUCGCUACGGCGACGACAACUCGAAGUCCCUCGAAAACCACAUACUAGUACACGACUUCCUGCUCGACGCCUGCAAAAAACAAUCGAAAAUGUUCGAUCCGGCCGACUACAUCGAAAUGAACGACAAUUACGAAUCGGGCGGCUCAUCGCCGACAUCGAAAAGUUUAUCGUGCAGUGAGUGCGGUCUAGACGAUUUCGAAUCGUUCAAGGACUUCAGUACGCACAGAAGAAGUCAACAUUCGAUUUUCCAUUGUGAUCUAUGUAAUAAGUUCUACGGGCGGAAUUCGCACUUGUGGAAACACGUGAACCGAUUACAUAAAGGCCAUCCGAGUAUUACGUGUCAAUUGUGUUAUAAAACGAGCGCGUCGAAGUAUCACCUCGCCCAGCAUUUCAACAAAAUCCACAGCACUAAGACCACCUGCAAACCGAAAACCGAGCCGUUGUCUUUAUUAGAGAACUCGUCGGAGGACUUCAUGUCGCAGAAGUUCCAAGGCUUCGACUUUCAAUCGGUCAAGCAGAGUUUCAUGAGGCAGGAGAUGCUCGAGCAGGAGAAGAAGCCGUCGUCGGAGAUCGACGACAACUCGAAUAACCGGUUAUCGGACCAGGAAUACGUCAAACAGGAACCACUUUGUGCCCCGAAGGAGAUAGACUCGUCCAGUGACCUAUACACUAACAUCAUAACGAAUUACACGCCUCCAGCGAACGAAGGCGAAUUCAAGUGUCCGAAGUGCACGAAAGGUUUCCACAAAAAGACGCUCCUUAAAAAGCACAAAAAGAACUGCCGGCCGCGUUUGCAGAAAGAUUUGCUUACCCGCUGCAAGUCGUGCGCGCGCAUCUUCAAAGACCGACAAAGUCUCGCGAAACACUUAGUCAACUAUCAUUCCGAGUACGCGUGCGAGAUGUGCGGUCAGAAGGUCCAAAGCAAGUGCGAGAUCGUGUCACAUAUACGUUUCCAACAUCCGGGUUGUCGCUUGUUCUGCACCAUCUGCGGCAACAUCCUCAGGAGCGAGAAGGACAUGGCCGACCACGUGCGCGACCACAUGGACUCCUACGUGUGUCAGUUUUGCGCAGACGCGCUCCCUAGUAAGAUCAAACUCAAAAUGCAUAUCCUGAGUUUGCACAGGAAGAUUUUGAGCUUGAGCUGCGGGGUGUGUCUGAAGUUGUUCGAAACGCAGCACGUAUUGCGGGAACACGUGAGGUUGGUGCACAAGAACGAGUUGGCGCCGCUGACGUCGUGUCCGGUUUGCGGGAAAAAUUACGGUUCCAAGUGGAAAACGUACGAUCAUUUGAAUAAGUCGCACGGGCGGAUUUUCAAAGCGUGUAAAGCUUGUUUGCAAGUGUUCGACAACGAGGUGCAAUUGCAAGCGCACUACAACACGGCGCAUACUAAUGCUACUGUUAUUAAAAGCGAGAUUAAGAAUAAUACGCAGUUGCAGCCGCCGCCGAUGCAAGUGCAGAAUAAUUGCAAGAGCGAGAGCGAGAGGGACUCGAACAGCGACCAAAGCUACGGAGAGCAAGACAAAGACGAUUUGGAAGAGGAAUCCAUGCAGAGGAACGACUAUCCGGGCUUUCUAGACAUGAAGGACUCGAAAAUAUCGUUGCUGGAAAAGAGACUCCUAGGAAAAAAAAUCGAGGAGAACAAACCGUCGACGAGUACCUCGACGGUGAAAAACAACAAAAAGAAAUCAUCAGAGAGUCAUAAUAUUAAAAAAGAGGAGAUCGAUCCCGAGAGCGCGAUAAACUACUCCCCCAACCCCCAACAUAAUAGUUCCAAGCGUACGGUGUACGUCAAUAGUAACGACCCUUCGUAUUGCGAGAUCUGCUUGAAGACCUGGCCCGCCAAGAAACACCUGUGGCAACACUACAUCCGUUGCCACAAAAGCGUGGCAGCCACCGUUUGUGGCAUCUGCCUAAAAACAAACAACUCCUACAGUGCCCUCCAAGCCCACUUGCGUCAAACCCACCCCACGCUGUUACACGGUCAAGGUUUCGGGUCCAACUUCAUCUGCAGAAUCUGUGGACGUUACCACAACGCUAGCAGUAAGCUCCGACUGCACAUGGCCAUCCACGAGAACUUCGACUGGACCCUGCUAGAACCUCCCAAAGAAGAAAACAAAGACGAAAACGGUUACCAAGAGAGCACGAACGAGAUUAACUACGAGAGUUUGAUCGAGCAGGUGGAGUGCUCGUCGGGUUGCGACUCGGAGACCGAGACGGUGGUGGAAGCGAAGGAUAAAGGGGAGUCGAGCUCGGACGAGGACGACGACGACGACGACGAAGAGGAGGAAGAGGAGGAGGAGGACGACGAGGACGAGAGCGAGAGCGAAGUAUCGGAGAACUCGCUCGAGGCGCAGAUGCUGACUAACAUGAUGAGGGAGAAAGGGGUGACGGACAACGGAGUUAAGAUCGAGUAUGGGAGUACGAAUAGCGAGGAUUCGAGCGGCAGUUGUUUUUCCGCGAAGAGCGACGGCAGCUCGGAGGAGGACGAGUCGACUUCGUCCAAUGUGGUCGACGGGAACGGAUAUCGGUGUAAGCGCGAGGAACUGGAUUCGGCAAUUCAGUCGAUCAAGUACGAGUGCGUGGAAAAGGUUGAGGAUGAUGUGGAUGAGGAGUAUUGUGAAAUACCGGCGCAGACUCUUAACGAUAACGAAAUUGAGUCGGCGGUAGGGAGCAUACUGUGAACUGUGUAAAUAUCAACGUAGCUUAGAAUUUGAUGUUCAGUUUUUUUCCUCAUGCAUAUCUUGUAACGUCGUAAGAUAAAGACAGAAAACGAACAACUUGUAUAUAACUCAAUUUUGUCGGUUUAUUAUGUUAGAAGUAUGUAUAGUCUAAAUUGUAAUUUGAAGAGACUGUUUUUUUUAGUACUUUACUUUGGUACUUUUUUUGUAUCGAUCUGACGCUUGUUUAUAGGGUAGAUAUAUUUGCUAUUUUUUAUAUUUAUUUUUUAUAUUGAUUUCGAUUAGUAGGUACAUAUACUUACGUCAUUCCCAUACUCAAUAAUUAUAAGGCUAUG